This is a messenger RNA of Pieris brassicae (large cabbage white), 789 nucleotides long. It is a transcript of the gene Mlc2, whose product is annotated as myosin regulatory light chain 2. The transcript has 3 exons. NCBI's taxonomy places the organism in Eukaryota, Metazoa, Arthropoda, Insecta, Lepidoptera, Pieridae. Gene Ontology annotation, biological process: post-embryonic development; locomotion. Gene Ontology annotation, cellular component: cytoplasm; myosin II complex. Bases 125 to 718 code for a protein of 197 amino acids. Gene Ontology annotation, molecular function: myosin heavy chain binding; calcium ion binding. The record is from RefSeq and is a predicted model, not a curated record.
ACGGAUUCUCGAGGGAAGUGGGGAGGGAAAAGCUUGGUAGUUGAAACGGGAGCAACAUCUCGGAGUCAGGGUGGGACUGCCGAACGGUACAGUCUCUCUUCCGUCGAUCAACAAACUCAACACAAUGGCGGAUAAGGAAAAGAAGAUCAAGAAGAAGAAGGCGAAAGAAGAAGCGCCCGCUGAGGAGGCAGCAGCCCCCGCUGAGAGACAAUCUUCCCGUGGCAGCCGUAAGGCUAAGCGCACUGGAUCCAAUGUCUUCUCUAUGUUCUCACAGAAGCAGGUCGCUGAGUUCAAAGAGGCCUUCCAGCUAAUGGACCACGACAAGGACGGUAUCAUCGGUAAGAGCGACCUCCGCGCCACCUUCGACUCCCUCGGCAGACUAGCCUCCGAGAAGGAAUUGGAUGAGAUGGUUGGUGAGGCUUCCGGCCCAAUCAACUUCACCCAGCUCCUCACACUCUUCGCGAACCGCAUGUCCGGAGGAUCAGACGAUGACGACGUUGUCAUCAACGCCUUCAAAACCUUCGACAAGGACGGCAGAAUCGACUCAGAGAAGCUCAGGCACGCACUCAUGACCUGGGGCGACAAGUUCUCCGGUGACGAAGUCGAUGAGGCAUACGACCAGAUGGACAUCGACGACAAAGGUUUCAUUGACACCCAGAAGCUUAUCACCAUGCUGACCGCUAGCGCUGAGGAUGAGGAAGGCGGUGAAGCCGCGUAAAUUGAUUCCACUACGAAGAGGUUGACCACCCGACCGCAGGUCCGCACGGAUUAAACGCGUUGCGAACCGAA